Messenger RNA from Microcebus murinus (gray mouse lemur), 3521 nucleotides. It is a transcript of the gene H6PD, whose product is annotated as hexose-6-phosphate dehydrogenase/glucose 1-dehydrogenase. Gene Ontology annotation, molecular function: glucose-6-phosphate dehydrogenase activity; 6-phosphogluconolactonase activity; NADP binding. The record is from RefSeq and is a predicted model, not a curated record. Gene Ontology annotation, biological process: pentose-phosphate shunt, oxidative branch; pentose-phosphate shunt; glucose metabolic process. Gene Ontology annotation, cellular component: endoplasmic reticulum. Lineage: Eukaryota; Metazoa; Chordata; Mammalia; Primates; Cheirogaleidae.
AGUGGUAUGUACUACAGAGAGAAGUCCAGCAGGGAGGAGGAUGGGGGUGGGGGUUUACAGUUUUACAGAGUGGUUUGAGAACGGCUCACCGAGCAGGUGACGUUUCAGCAAAGGACUGAAGUUAGUGGGGAAGUGAACCAUGUGGACACCUGCAGGAGGGGGUGGGACUAGGCCAGGCAGAGAGAACAGCAGGUGCAAAGUCCCUGCAGUGGGAGCAUUGGCGGCUGAGGCCUGGAGAGGAGCAGAAUAGUAGGAGAAGAGCACAAAGAGAGGAUUAGAACUGCUUCCUCCUUUGGUUUACCGGAAACUCUGUGCAGCUGGAGCUGUGGCACCAGCUGGGUCAGUCUGUGCCGGGCCUGGGCAGGGACAGCUGCUUGGGUGCCAACCAGACCUGCCUCUUCCACCUGGGCAAAAACAUAGACCAGAACCUGGAUUCUGAUCCAAACCCCCUGGCUGGCCCAGUCAGUGUUGCCACCUUCUGGGAUGUUAGCAGAGACCUUCUUUAACAGGCCCCCCAGGCCCCCAGGCACUUGGAAGAUGCUCACAGUGGCCCUGUGCAUGGCCCUGCUGGGCUGCCUGCAGGCCCAGGAGCCCCAGGGACAUGUCUCCAUAAUCCUGUUGGGAGCAACAGGGGACCUGGCUAAGAAGUACCUAUGGCAGGGGCUGUUCCAGCUCUACCUGGAUGAGGCGGGGAAGGGCCACAGUUUUAGCUUCCAUGGGGCUGCCCUGACAGCCCCCGAGCAGGGCCGAGAGCUCAUGGCCAAGGCCCUGGAAUCCCUCUCCUGCCCCAAGGACAUGGCACCCAGUCACUGUGCCGAACGCAAGGAUCAGUUCCUGCGGCUGAGCCAGUACCGCCAACUGAAGACAACUGAGGACUACCAGGCUCUGGGCAAGGACAUUGAGGCGCAGAUCCAGCACGAAGGCCUCCGGGAGGCUGGCAGGAUUUUCUACUUCUCUGUGCCACCCUUCGCCUAUGCAGACAUCGCCCGCAACAUCAACAGCAGCUGUCGUCCCGGCCCUGGCGCCUGGCUGCGGGUGGUCCUUGAGAAACCCUUUGGCCAUGACCACCUGUCAGCCCAGCAGCUGGCCACAGAGCUCAGGAGCUUUUUCCAGGAGGAGGAGAUGUACCGGGUGGACCAUUACCUGGGCAAGCAGGCCGUGGCGCAGAUCCUGCCUUUCCGAGACCAGAACCGCAAGGCUUUGGACGGCCUCUGGAACCGGCACCACGUGGAGCGGGUGGAGAUCGUGGUGAAGGAGAGUGUGGACGCGGCAGGUCGCACCAGCUUCUACGAGGAGUACGGCGUCAUUAGGGACAUCCUCCAGAACCACUUGACCGAGGUCCUCACGCUCGUGGCCAUGGAGCUGCCGCGCAAUGUCAGCGACGCGGAGGCCGUGCUGCGGCUCAAGCUUCAGGUCUUCCAGGCGCUGCGGGGCCUGCAGAGGGGCAGCGCCGUCGUGGGCCAGUACCGGACGUACGGCGAGCAGGUGCGCAGGGAGCAGCAGAAGCCGGACAGCUUCCACAGCCUGACGCCGACCUUUGCAGGUGUCCUCGUCCACAUCGACAACCUCCGCUGGGAGGGUGUUCCGUUCAUCCUGACGUCUGGCAAGGCCUUGGACGAGAGAGUGGGCUACGUCCGGGUCUUGUUCAAGAACCGGGCAUAUUGUGUCCAGAGCGAAAAGCACUGGGCCCCGGAGCAGAGCCCGUGCCUGCCCCGACAGAUCGUCUUCCACAUCGGGCACGGCGAGCUGGGCAGCCCCGCCGUGCUGGUCAGCAGGAACCUGUUCAGGCCCUCGCUGCCCUCCGAGAGCUGGGUGGAGAUGGAGGACCGGCCGGGGCUGCGUCUCUUUGGCCGCCCCCUGUCCGACUACUACGCCUACAGUCCCUCGAGGGAGCGGGACGCCUACUCCGUCCUCUUGGCGCAUAUCUUCCACUGCCGGAAGGACUCCUUCAUCACCACGGAGAACCUGCUGGCCUCCUGGGUCUUCUGGACCCCUGUGCUGGACAGCCUGGCCCGAGAGGUCCCACGCCUCUACCCGGGAGGAGCUGAGAGUGGCCACCUGUUGGACUUUGAGAUCAGUGGCAGCCAGUUGUCCUUUUCCCAGCAGCAGCUGGAGCAGCUGGUGCCCGGGCCAGGGUCUGUCCCGGUGCCCAGUGAGUUCCAGGUCCUCAGGGCCAAGUACCGAGAGAGCCCGCUGAUCUCAGCCUGGCCCGAGGAGCUGAUCGCUAAGCUGGCCGACGACAUGGAGGCCACAGCUGUGCGGGCCGUGCAGCGCUUCGGCGAGUUCCACCUGGCGCUGUCGGGCGGCUCCAGCCCGGUGGCCCUGUUCCAGGAGCUGGCCACGGGGCACUAUGGCUUCCCCUGGGCCCACACGCACCUGUGGCUGGUCGACGAGCGCUGCGUCCCACUUUCGGACCCGGAGUCAAACUUCCAGGGCCUGCAGGCUCACCUGCUGCAGCACAUCAGGGUCCCCUACUACAACAUCCACCCCAUGCCCGUGCACCUGCACCAGCGGCUCUGCGCCGAGGAGGACCAGGGCCCCCAGGUCUACGCCAGGGAGAUCUCAGCCCUGGUGGCCAACAGCAGCUUCGACCUGGUGCUGCUGGGCAUGGGCACCGACGGGCACACGGCCUCGCUCUUCCCGCAGUCGCCCGCCGGCCUGGACGGCGAGCAGCUGGUGGUGCUGACGAAGAGCCCCCUCCGGCCGCACCACCGCAUGAGCCUCAGCCUGCCGCUCAUCAACCGCGCCAAGAAGGUGGCGGUCCUGGUCAUGGGCAGGAUGAAGCGUGAGAUCACCCUGCUGGUGAGCCGUGUGGGCCACGAGCCCAAGAAGUGGCCCAUCUCGGGCGUCCUGCCUACUUCUGGCCAGCUGGUUUGGUACAUGGACUACGAGGCAUUCCUGGGAUGAUGGUGCCUUUUCCCUCUGCCCGCUCCACUGCCGAGCUGUCCCCACCUGCCUCGUUCCCUGCCCUCUUAGCCCCGCCACCUGCCCAGUGUGCCCCGGCUCUCUGGAAUCUGACGCCCCGGAGUCAGGCCCCAGAGAGGGCAGGACGGGCCCUGUCCCAGUGCCUCUGGCAGUCGCCCUGUCCGGCUGUGGUGGGUAGGUGCAGACACAAGGGAGAAGUGGAAUCUCUGCUCUCAGGAAGCUUCAGAUCCAGGUCGGGAGGGAACCCUUAAGAAAAGGCCUAUGGCAGUCACGUGUUAACAUCAACCUGCCCCAAAUAGGAAAGAGCGAAAGCUCCCAGGUUCAGAAGAGGGAACUCCGUGGGCUGAGCUUAAUCGGGGUUUCCUGGAGUUUCCUGGAGCGGGGGAUCCUUGGAACUGGCUCCCGUGCAAAAGAAGAGUGCGAUUGGCGGAGAGAAGGACGCAAAGGCACCCAGGGGAGGGCAGCGCCCUGUGCAAAGCAGGGACGCUGGGACCGUUCUGAGACCUUGAGCAGGUUGGGGCUGUGCUUCCUCCAGCUGCCCCUCCCAGAGCCUCUGCACAGUCAGCCUCUGUCUCUUCCAGCGGCCUCUUCCAGCG